AUGGAUGUGUCUGGCCACAGUCUGUUCCUUCUACAGCAGUUGAAUGUUCAGAGAGAAUUUGGCUUCCUGUGUGACUGCACUGUCGCCAUUGGCAACGUGUACUUCAAAGCCCAUCGAGCAGUCCUGGCAGCAUUCUCCAACUACUUCAAGAUGAUCUUCAUCCACCAGUCCAGCGAGUGUAUUAAGAUCCAACCCACAGACAUCCAGCCUGAUGUCUUCAGCUACCUGUUGCACAUCAUGUAUACCGGCAUGGGUCCUAAACAGCCAGUGGACCAGGGGCGACUACAGGAUGGCAUUAAAUUCCUCCAUGCAUACCAGCUGUGCCGUAAACCCGGUGAGGGUGGCCCUGAUACAGCCUCAGACACCAUCCGCAUGUCUAACCUCUAUGGCAUCCAGAUCUCCUCUCAGCUGGCUGGGAAAGAGGGCGCUGGCCUCAAGGCAGUUGGUUCCCGGGGCCCUGAGGUGGGUGGACACUCUGGUACGCGGGCUGAGCGUUCGCAUGGCCUCCCAGCAUUAGCUGUGGGCCUGGAGGGCGUGGUGCCAUCUGAACGGCCGCCCCGUGUCCUCCGUGCUGUUUCCUCAGUGGCCUCUGGGGACGAUUCGGACAUUUCAGCCAGGAUCAAGCAGGAGAGAGUAGAGGACGAGGAGGAGGAUGUUGAAGACCACAGGGAAGAGAUACGGGGAGAGGAAGAGCGUAGGCCACCUGGUUCAGCAUCCCCAACUCAUGAAAGCCCUUGCCAGGCCCCUGGUCUCUUUAAGGAUGGUCCUCUGGCACUUCUCUGCCCUCGGUGUGGGGAGCGCUGCCUGUCCCCUGAAGGCCUGCAGGAGCACCUAUUCAGCCAUGCAACCUGCGCCCUAGAGCCUAGUGGCCUAAUGGAGGACGGUGGUGGAGAGGAGAGACGUUCUCAGCGAGAACGUCUAGACGCUGGUUGCCUGGAGGAGGCACUACGGCAGAGUCAGGCGUUGGCUGAUGAGCUGGCGGCAGAGCUUAGACGAGGCGGUGUUGGCGGGGGCGGAAUCAGCGGGAGCCCCCCCGCAAGUUACACACGUAAGAGGAAGAUGGCUUGCGCUGUAUGCAACCUCCGCUUUUCCCAGAAGAGUCAGCUGCAGGAGCAUAUGUUUGCACAUGUGGGCAAGCCGGCGCGGUACCUUCGCCACGGGCGCUUCUGCAGCCAGCUCCUCCACACCUGUGAGGGCACGGCAGACAUCAUCGUGCCAACAGAGGAGACUGCCAGAGACACUCAGGACAACGGCAGCUCCUGCUACUCACUAGACUCUGAAGUGUCACAGGAGAGCGUGGAUGCCGUGCCCGUGGAAUAA
Molecule: messenger RNA, 1320 nt
Organism: Chanos chanos (milkfish)
Lineage: Eukaryota; Metazoa; Chordata; Actinopteri; Gonorynchiformes; Chanidae
Gene: zbtb25
Product: zinc finger and BTB domain containing 25
Exons: 2
Coding region: 1-1320 (439 amino acids)
Biological process (GO): regulation of transcription by RNA polymerase II
Cellular component (GO): nucleus
Molecular function (GO): protein binding; DNA-binding transcription factor activity, RNA polymerase II-specific
Source: RefSeq, a predicted model, not a curated record